This is a messenger RNA of Naegleria fowleri, 1575 nucleotides long. RefSeq lists its product as uncharacterized. Gene Ontology annotation, molecular function: peptidase activity. The transcript has a single exon. NCBI's taxonomy places the organism in Eukaryota, Heterolobosea, Eutetramitea, Acrasida, Naegleriidae. The record is from RefSeq and is a predicted model, not a curated record. Gene Ontology annotation, biological process: protein modification by small protein removal. The coding region runs from base 1 to 1575 and encodes 524 amino acids.
AUGACCCAUAAAGUAGAACUCUAUGUCUAUGAUCUUUCAAUGGGACUCGCGUCAGCCUUCUCUCAACAAUUCACUGGUAAACACUUUCCUGGCAUUUGGCACACCAGUAUUGUGGUCUAUGGAAAGGAAUACUUCUUUGGUGGAGGUGUUCAAUGCAUGACUCCACUCACCACACCCUAUGGACAACCUGUCCGUGUCAUUCAUUUGGGUGAUACUCAAAUUGAUCAGUCACUCUUUGAAGACUUUGUUCAUACCAUUGGCCAAACUCGAUUCCGAAUGGAUCAAUACAAUCUCUUUGAGAAUAAUUGUAAUAAUUUUACCAAUGAAUGUUCCAAUUUCUUAUUGGGUGUGGGUAUUCCAGAUGAUAUUCUUGGAUUACCACGUGAAUUCUUUCAGACACCAUUGGGACAAAUGGUGAAACCCAUGAUUGAUCAAAUGAUGGGUGGAAGUGCACAUCCAGAACAAUCUCCAAAUUUGGGUGCCUUUGGUGGUGGUGGUAUGGGUAGUGGUAUGGGUGGUAUGAAUAAUUUAGCUCAAAUGAUGAACAAUCCACUCGUUUCACAAAUGAUGAAUCAAAUGAUGAUGAUGAAUAUGGGAGGAGGAGGCUAUGGUAAUACUACUACUACUACUACUACUACUAAUAACUACAGUACCUAUGGCAGCAGCAGCAGCACUACAAGCUCUACCUCAUCAUCAUCUUCUUUUAAAGAUCCACUUGAAAUUUAUCGAUACAACAAAUCCAAUGUUCCACAAGUCAUGACCAAAUUGAAAACAACCAAUGCUCAAUUCAUUGAUGACAUGAAUGGAGAUACAAGAGUGUUAAAUCAAUUAGAACAAUAUUUACAAUUACCUCAUCAAGAACAUGACAAAUCGACUCUCAUUUCAGAUCAAACAUUUAUUGUACUAGAAAAAUUAUUGAAACACACCAAGGAAAGUGAUGCAUUUCCAAUUUUAGAUUUAUUACGAUUACUGGUCUUAACAUCUAAAUAUGCAAGAGAAAUUACAAUUGGAUCACACAAGAAUAUUAUUCAAAUAAUUGAAGAGAGAUUUGUAUCACAAUUUUCAUCUUGUUCAAUGCCCACCCAAUUAAUGGUGAUGCGAUUGUAUUGUAAUUUAUUUGAUCGACACUAUCAACAACAUUCAAAGAAUCUACCAGAAAUGGUACAAUUCAUCAUUGGAGCACAGAAUGGAACAGAGAUGAGAUUGACCAAACUUGUAGACAUGAUCUCCACUUCACUUUCAUCUGAAUUGGAAGGACUUCGUUUAACGGCAACUUCACUCUCAUGUAAUUUAUCCUUGUAUUUACCACAACAGAAUUCAGAUGAAGAGAUUCAAUUGUUGUCUUCCAUGUUGGAAUUUCUUCCUAAUGAGAAGAGUAAGGAUGUGUCCUUUCGAAUGCUGUUGACCAUUUAUAGACUCAUGAAAGAUUCGACUGGCAAUGAUGAUGAAAAGAAAGAAAUUGCUCGUGCCCUCAUGACCGAUCCUUCUGCCGUCUUCUCAACAGCGCCUGGAGUGAAAUUAUUGCAAAGUUCGGACGAGUUGAAAUUAUUGGCCCAAAUCAAGAAGUUACUUUAA